AUGAGCUUAACGAUUGUAUCUUUCGCUCUUGUAAUGGAAAUCUCAGCCAUGAGAAUGAGUUUUCUUGCUCUGGGUUUGUCUCUGUGUCUUCUUCUCUCAAGCUUCCAUGUGGUUUCUUCUCAGGAUGAUGGUGCUAGUAGGGUGAGUCAUUUGGAUCUAAUCGAGCGUGAAUACCAAGAUAGUGUCAAUGCUCUUCAAGGCAAGGAAGGUGAAGAUCAGUCUGCAAAGAUACAGAGUGAAAACCAGAAGAACACUACAGUGACUGAUAAGAACACUAUUUCUCUUUCUCUAUCAGACGAAUCUGAGGGUACAUUCAGUGAUUCUGUUGAUAACUCAACCCAGGUUGGAGCUGUUAGUGAUGAAAGUGUUAAACGUUCGAAUCUGUUGGAUCAACUCGAACUUGAAUUUGAAGCUCAUCUCAAUGGUCUAAACGAAGCUGGAUCUGAUGGUGUCAAAGCUGAAUCCAAGGAUGAUGAAGAAUUAUCUGCUUAUAGACAGAAGAUGUUGGAAGACAUCGAACGUGAUUUUGAAGCUGCUUCAACUAGUUUGAAACAACUAAAGACUGAUGAAUUAAGCGAAGGAAAUGAUGAAGAACAAUCUGCGAAGAGACAUAGUUUGUUGGAAGAGAUCGAGCGCGAGUUUGAAGCCGCUACAAAAGAUCUUGAACAACUUAAGGUUAAUGACUUCACCGGAGACAAAGAUGACGAAGAACAAUCUGCAAAGAGAAAAAGUAUGCUAGAAGCUAUCGAACGCGAGUUUGAAGCUGCUAUUGAAGGACUUGAAGAACUAAAGGUUUCUGAUUCAACCGGAAGCAAGGAUGAUGAAGAACAAUCUGCAAAGAGACUAAGUAUGCUUGAAGAGAUCGAACGUGAAUUUGAAGCUGCUACAAAAAGUCUUGAACAACUCAAGGUCAAUGAUUCAAUCGAGGACAAAGUUGAAGAGGGACAAGAUGCAAAGAGGCAAAGUAUGUUAGAAGAGAUCGAGCGUGAGUUCGAAGCAGCUACAGAUAGCCUUAAGCGACUUCAAGUUGAUGAUUCCACUGAAGAAGACACAGAACAAACUGCAAAGAGGCAAAGCAUGUUGGAAGAGAUCGAACGUGAGUUUGAAGCUGCUACAAAAGGUCUUGAACAACUUAAGGUCAAUGAUUACACAGAAGGCAGUGAUAAUGAAGAACAAUCUGCAAAGAGAAAGAGUAUGCUUCAAGAGAUCGAACGUGAAUUUGAAGCUGCUAUUGGAGGUCUUAAGCAGAUCAAAGAUGAUGAUUCUAGAAACAUUGAAGAACAAUCUGCAAAGAGAAAGAUAAUGUUGGAAGAUAUCGAACGUGAAUUCGAAGCUGCAAAGAAACAGAGCGGCUCGAUUACACCAGGGUUUCUUGGACUAGGACAGUCAGGUGUUUGUGGCUGUUUUAACCAAGACAAUGAUGGUUUAAAGCAAGACGAAGAUGUUUCAAUCGCAAUAUCAACCAAAUAUAGCAUAGAGGAGAUCCUCUCUGAAGAAUCUGAAACCCAGGGAACAGAGACUUCUUCUAGUCUCACUAAGUCUCUGACUCAACUCGUUGAGAAUCACAGGAAAGACAAGGAGUCUCACAGUGCACACAGAGAUCUCGAUUCAGCAUCCACAAGCGAAUCAUCAGCUACAUCGGAGACUGUAGAGAGCCUUAGAGCUAAACUGAAAGAGCUUCGUGGCUUAACCGCUCGUCAGCUCGUGACACGUCACGAUUUUGAGAAGAUUCUCGUCAUGGCUGCAAGUUUCGAGGAGCUAAGCUCAGCUCCAAUCAGUUACAUCUCUAGGUUAGCUAAAUACAGAAACGUCAUUAAAGAUGGACUCGAAGCUUCUGAGCGAGUCCACAUCGCAAAGGCACGAGCCAAAAUGCACAAAGAAACUGCCAAGGAGAAGCAAGCCUUCGUGGACGCUAAUUUCGCAGAGGCUAAAAAGCUUGCUGAGAGAGGAGACGCGUUGUACGUUAGAAUCUUUGCGAUCAAGAAACUGUUGAGGAAGCUUGAAGCAGAGAGAGAGACUGUUGAUGUAAAGUUUAAGGAGGUCGCGAAGGGUCUUUCUCAUCUUCUUGCUGAUGCUUCCGAGGCUUACGAGGAGUAUCAUGGAGCGGUAAGGACGGCGAAAGACGAGGAAGCGGCUGAGGAAUUUGCGAGAGAGGCGACGGAGAGUGCAGAGAUCAUUUGGGUUAAAGUUUGUGUGUUGGUUAUAUCAGGAGAGAGAUCUUGGGAGAUAGAGAGGAAAACACAUAAUAGCAUCGGCGAAUCCAUACUUAGAUUCUGUAUCAGAUUUUUGACUGAUUUGGGAGAUGCAGUAGUUUUUUUUGUGGCUGAUGAUGAGAUCAUAAAGCUUGAAAUCAUGGAGGAGGUUCGGUUAUCGCCGCUGAGACAAACAAGCUAUAAGUCUUCACUCUCAGGGAGGUCUACUCCAAGGGGUUCACCUAGAGUGCAUUCUGGUAGGACUCCGCGGAGAGGUAGCGGCGGCGGAGGAGGAGGAGGAGCGGUUCAGUGGUUUCGCAGUAGCCGUCUGGUUUAUUGGCUGCUUUUGAUUACUCUUUGGACGUAUCUUGGGUUCUAUGUUCAGUCCAGGUGGGCUCAUGAUAAUGAGAACAAAGUUGAGUUUUUGCGGUUUGGUGGCAAACUGAGAAAGGAUGUGUUACAUGUGGAGAAUAACAACAAUAGAUUUGGUUCUGUUGUUAAUGAGACUUCUUCUGAUGCUUUGCUGAGUUUUACCGGUAAAGAAGAUGAUGCUGGUGGUGGGAAUAAGAGGACGGAUGUUAGUCUGAGCAAGAAAGACGAUGGGGCUUCACGACGGAGCUUGAGUUCAAGACAGAAGACGAAGAAAGCUGGCCGGGCUUCAUCACGUAGUAAGAUCCGUGGUAAGCAGAAAGUGAGUAAAGAGGUUAAGGCUGAGGCUAAGGUUUUGGAUGAUGAGCAAGAUCCACAGCUUCCGAUGACAAAUGCUACUUAUGGUAAGCUUCUUGGUCCUUUCGGGUCACUAGAGGAUAGAGUUCUUGAGUGGAGCCCGCAUAGACGGUCUGGGACCUGUGACAGGAAAUCGGAUUUUAAGCGGCUUGUUUGGUCAAGGAGAUUCGUGUUGCUUUUCCACGAACUCUCGAUGACUGGCGCUCCGAUUUCGAUGAUGGAGCUGGCUUCAGAGCUUUUGAGCUGCGGCGCAACAGUCUCUGCAGUAGUACUCAGCAGGAGAGGUGGACUGAUGCAGGAGCUCGCUAGGAGAAAGAUCAAAGUGGUUGAAGACAAAGGAGAACUCAGCUUCAAGACUGCCAUGAAAGCUGAUUUGGUCAUCGCAGGAUCAGCAGUGUGUACCUCAUGGAUAGAUCAAUACAUGAAUCAUCAUCCAGCUGGUGGAAGUCAAAUAGCUUGGUGGAUAAUGGAGAACCGAAGAGAGUACUUUGACCGAGCGAAACCGGUGCUUGACCGAGUGAAAAUGCUGGUUUUUCUAUCUGAAUCACAGAGCAAACAAUGGUUAACGUGGUGCGAAGAGGAGCACAUCAAGCUCAGAUCACAACCAGUGACUGUUCCACUCUCUGUUAAUGACGAGCUGGCUUUUGUAGCUGGGAUUCCUUCUUCACUCAACACGCCAACACUUUCUCCGGAGAAAAUGAGGGAGAAGAGACAGAUACUACGCGAAUCAGUCAGAAAGGAGUUAGGCUUAACAGAUGAAGAUAUGCUUGUGAUGUCUCUCAGCAGCAUAAACCCAGGAAAGGGACAACUUCUUCUCCUUGAAUCUGUCGCCUUAGCACUUGCUGCGAGAGAAGCAGAAGCUCAAAGGAAUCUCAAGGGCAUCAUCAUCAAGAAAGAAAAAGUCAGCCUCUCAAGGAAACAUCGUCUAAGAGGCUCAUCUCGAGAGAUGAAGAGUGUUUCUCUCCCACUUGACAAUGCCGUAACAAGACAGAGACAAGAGCUUAAAGUUCUUCUAGGAUCAGUGGGUUCAAAGAGCAACAAAGUUGGAUACGUUCAAGAGAUGUUAAGCUUCUUAUCAAACAACGGAAACUUAUCCAAGUCAGUCAUUUGGACUCCAGCAACGACUCGUGUUGCUUCAUUAUACUCUGCAGCAGAUGUCUACGUUACAAACUCCCAGGGAGUUGGUGAAACAUUUGGGAGAGUGACGAUAGAAGCAAUGGCGUAUGGACUUGCAGUGGUGGGGACAGACGCAGGAGGAACAAAAGAGAUGGUCGAACAUAACGUGACCGGUCUACUUCACUCGAUGGGAAGGUCAGGUAACAAAGAAUUGGCUCAAAAUCUCUUGUUUCUACUUAGAAAUCCAGAGACAAGGCUACAAUUCGGGAUCCAAGGACGCAAAAAGGUUGAGAAAAUGUACAUGAAGCAACACAUGUACAAGCGAUUCGUUGACGUUCUAGUCAAAUGCAUGAGACCAUAAAAACACUUUUGAUCUUUAAACAAUUUUACCGAAUCUUACUUACAACCACAUUAUAUUCUCGACAUGAUCAUCAACUGCAAAUACACGAGUAUAAUACAUUCUAAUAUGCUCGUUUGUUUUCUCGGGACCA
Molecule: messenger RNA, 4525 nt
Organism: Thlaspi arvense
Lineage: Eukaryota; Viridiplantae; Streptophyta; Magnoliopsida; Brassicales; Brassicaceae
Source: the annotation of a GenBank genome assembly